Molecule: messenger RNA, 1572 nt
Organism: Alosa alosa (allis shad)
Lineage: Eukaryota; Metazoa; Chordata; Actinopteri; Clupeiformes; Clupeidae
Product: endoplasmic reticulum chaperone BiP-like
Biological process (GO): cellular response to unfolded protein; endoplasmic reticulum unfolded protein response; protein refolding
Cellular component (GO): membrane; nucleus; cytoplasm
Molecular function (GO): ATP binding; heat shock protein binding; ATP hydrolysis activity
Source: RefSeq, a predicted model, not a curated record
UUUAAGGUGAGAAUUAUGUAUGAUAACAAGGGUUUUUACACAGAAGAGAUCUCUGCCAUGGUUCUCUCUAAGAUGAAGGAAACCGCUGAGGCAUACUUGUGAAACAAGGUCACCCAUGCUGUGGUCACUGUUCCUGCUUACUUUAAUGAUGCCCAGCGUCAGGCUGAAUGUGCAGGCCUGAAUGUGAUGAGGAUCAUUAAUGAGCCAACGGCUGCUGCUAUUGCUUACGGUUUGGACAAGAUGGAUGGUGAGAAAUACAUCCUGGUGAUGAACAUUGGUGGUGGUUCCUUUGAUGUGUCCCUCCUCACGAUUUACUGUGGUCUUGUCAAGGUUAUGGCCACAAAUGGAGACACUCACUUGGGAGGUGAAGACUUUGACCAGCGUUUCAUGGAGCACUUCAUCGAGCUGUACAUGAAGAAGACCGGCAAGGAUGUGCGCCAAAACAACCGUGCCGUUCAGAAGCUGCGUCGGGAAGUUAAGAGGGCCAAAAGAGUUCUGUCUUCACAACAUGAAGCACAUAUUGAGAUUGAGUCUUUCUCUGAAGGUGAAGAUUUCUCCAAGACCCUGACCAGUGCCAAGUUUGAGGAGCUAAACAUGGAUCUUUUCAGGUCCAUCCUGAUGCCUAUGCAGAAAGCUCUGGAAGAUGCUGCACUGGAGAAAUCUGACAUUGAUGAGAUCGUGCUGGUCGGUGGCUCCACUCAUAUUCCCAAGAUCCAGCAGCUGAUGAAGGAGUUUUUCGAUGGAAAGGAUCCCUUCACAGGCAUCAACCCUGAGGAGACUGUGGCCUACGGAGCUGCUGUUCAGGCUGGCUUGUUUUCCAGACAGGUUGAUAUAGGCGACCUGGUUCUUCUGGAUGUGUGCCCCCUGUCUCUGGGAGUUGAGACUGUUGGAGAAGUGAUGACCUAUCUGAUCCCCAGGAACACCGUGGUGCCAUUCAAGAAGUCUCAGAUCUUCUCCACGGCCUCUGACUACCAGCCAACUGUCACCAUCAAGGUCUAUGAAGGUGAUCACCCUCUGACCAAAGACAACCAUCUACUGGGUAACUUUGACCUGACCGGCAUUCCUCCAGCACCCCGUGGUGUCCCCCAGAUUGAGGUGACCUUUGAGAUUGAUGUCAACGGUAUCCUCCGUGUAACUGCUGAAGACAGGGGAACCGGCAACAAGAAAAAAAUCACCAUCACCAACAAUCAGAACCGUCUGACCCCAGAGGACAUUGAGAGGAUGGUGAAUGAUGGCCGGCAUUUCAUUGAAGAAGACAAGAAGUAGAAGCAGCGCAUCGAUGCCUACAACGAGCUGGAGAGCUAUGCCUACUCCCUGAAGAACCAGGUGGGAGAUAAAGAGAAGCUGGGCGGCAAGCUGUCUGCCAUUGACAAAGAAGCCAUCAAGAAGGCCGUGGAGGAGAAGAUUGAAUGGAUGGAGUUCUUCCCGGAAGCCAACACAGAAGUAUUCAAGGCCAAGAAGAAGGAGCUGGAGGAGGUUGUUCAGCCCAUUGUUGGCAAGCUCUAUGGCAACGCAGACGGACCACCUCCAGAGGAGGGUGAGGGCGAGCAGGACGAGAAGGACGAAUUGUAG